AUGCUUACUCACUACUUCAUUGCGGCCCUUUUUCUGGCCACGUUCGUUUGGGCGGGAAGCGCCUUGAACAACCCUAUCACCGGAAUCAAGGCACAGCUCUCAAAUAAUCGGACUGGCCCUGGCUAUUACUGGGACACCUGGGAAGUUGUGGUCGACUUCGCUUUCAACAAGUACUCCCUCGAAGACAUCAGAGGUGGUGAUUUCUUCGGCUUCACUCUUGCGGGAAAACAGCUCAAUCCCCGUGGUCCCAAGGACAAGGUUCCAGUCGAUUAUGACUUCUACAUUGUCAACUAUGACGGGCGGAGACUUUUCCAUGUCACUACAACAAGCGAUUCUUACAACUUCCGAGCUACCGCGACCAGCGUAUUCGACAACCCCUCAAUGGAGGUUCUUGAGCUCUCUGGACAGCUCACUGUCGAGUUUCUGGUCAAGCCCAACUCACCUGUUGGACUGUCAGAUGUUUCUAUUGGCCCUUGGUCCAGCAGCAUCAAUCUUGAGGAUCCAGACAUGGCUGACGCUGAUGCAGGAGCUUGCUGGUGGAAUAUUGACAGCUACCAACCGGCAAACAAUGGAAACUCUCAAAAAAUCUGUGCUCAACAAGGCCUUCCAUAUCCCCCCAGUGGUUAUGGAAGGGCAUAUCUGAAGACUAUCAUACAUCCUAUGUACACCAAGGUUGUCACUGGACUCACUGCCGGCUCGGAGACUCUUGUGGACGACAGAAAUAUUCCAUAUGAGCGGGUUACUACCACUCCUGCAAGCACAAUUACAGUCGCUGGCUAUGAAACUGGCUUGGAGUUCUUCGAGUCCGUUGGCAGCAUCUUCGAGCGAACUACUGAAACUCCUGCAUACACCACUACAGUGGAAGGUCUCAAGGCUGGUUCCGAAUUUCUGACAAAUUCUGAGCACGUCCUGUACGAGCAGGUAACGGCAAUUCCGGCCUUCACUUCUACAAUUGCUGGAUAUGAGGCAGGCUCUCAGCUCCUCGUUGAUCCUCUCAAUGGUGUUGUCUUCAAGCAGAUCACUAUCACUCCUGUUUCUACUUCCACUGUGGUAGGACAUGUGGUGGGUACCGAGUUGCUCAAUGACUCCGAGGGCAUUCUCUAUGAGCAGAUUACUGUUACGCCCGCAUUCACCACCACCAUCCCUGGACAUCAGGCUGGAUCCCAGUUCUUGUCCAAUCCGGUUGAUGGUGUGAUUUUUGAACAGGUUACUGAGACACCAGCUUUCACUACCACAGUUCCUGGUCAUAGAGCGGGGUCCCAGUUCACCGUUGAUUCAAAUGGUACCAUUUUCGAACAAGUUACUGUCACUCCUGUGAGCACUUCUACUGUUCCUGGACACAAGAUGGGCUCUGAGUUCGUGUGGGAUGUUAUGGAUGGUGUUUUUGCUGAGCGGGUCACUGUAACUCCUGCUUUCACCUCUACGAUUGCAGGCCAUGAGGCCGGUUCUGAGUUUGUGACUAACGGUACCCAUGUUUUGUAUGAGCGGGUCACGGCUACUCCUGUCUUCACGUCCACUGUUUCAGGCCACAGAGCUGGCUCUGAGUUCACUGCGGAUGCCCUUGGAAACAUCUAUGAGCGAGUUACCAUUGCGCCUGCCUACACUUCUGUCGUUCCUGGACAUGAACCAGGUUCCGAGUUCCUGGAUGGCUCAGAUGGCAACUUCUACGAGCGAGUUACUACGACUCCUGCGAGAACAGUGACUGUUCCUGGGCAUGAGGAAGGUUUCCAGUUCUUGUCAGACUUCAAUGAUGGCGAAUUUAUAGAGCAAUUGACCAUCACUCCGGCUUUCACCGUCACUGUCACGGCACACAAAGCAGGUGCUGAGUUUGUAACUAAUGCUGAUAAUGUUCUUUAUGAGCAAGUUACUGUCUCGCCAGCUUCAACCACUACAGUAGUAGGUCACGAGGCCGGCUCAGAGUAUUUGCAGGACCCUGAAGGAGUCAUUUUUGUGCAGGUUACUGUGACCCCCGCAUUCACUUCCACCGUGACUGGACACACAGCAGGCUCCGAGUUCCGUACGAGAGGAGACGGUGUUUUUUAUGAGCUGUUCACCGCCACCCCUGUCCAUGUCACCACAGUAACUGGCCACAUGGGCGGUUCUGAGUUUUUGGAGAACUUGCAAGGUGAUAUUUUCGAACAGGUUACGGUUACCCCAGUCUUCACGGCGACCGUGAUAGGACACAAGAAUGGAUCUGAGUUUCUGAAGGACUCUAAUGGCACCAUCUUCGAGCGGGUUACUGUGACUCCAGCUUUCACGUCUACAGUCACUGAUCGUGAAGGGGGCUCUGAGUUCUCAACUAGAGCAGACGGUGUCCUCUACGAGGUUACCACUGCAACCCCUGUCUACGCAGCUACUGUCACUGGUCUCGCAGGUGGCUCCGAGUUCUUGGAGGAUUCCCAAGGUGUCAUUUUCGAGCAGAUCACCGUUACCAUUGAACGAGGGACGGUGGCUCCAGCUUACACCACCACUAUUUCAGGACACGAUGCUGACUCACAGUUCUUCACGAACGAUAGUAACGUUGAGAAUGGGAAGGAUACUGCUACUUCAGCGUUGACGACCGCUGUUACAGAACAUGAAGCAGGUGCACAGCUGUUGGAAGAAUUUUAUGGCAAGUUUUACGAAAACGUGACUGCUACUCCGGUUGUUACCACAUCGGAGAUAGAGUCCAGGAAUGGUUCCGAAUCUCUGAGGGAAUCACAUGGUAUCAUCAUUGCGCAAGUCACCGUGUCCCCUGUCACUUCCUUGGUGGUUUCAUCAGCUGAGGGCUCAGCCUCCGCUGAGGAGAAAGAGAUUUUAACUAGUCUGUCUAACCCCAACGUUUCUAUCUCCAUCAGUGAUGGUUUAUCACCAUCUACUUCCAGCAAAGCGGAUGAUUCACCAAGUGUCACUUCCACCUCUUCUGUCUCGUCUUUUUCAACCUCGGUGUCUUCACCAGGCCGUUCAGCUGUAGAUACUACCCAGUCCAACAAUAGUUCAAUCUCCGCUGAUGAUAUUACGACCUCUGGAAUUACUUCUAGUUUCAGGACUUCCUUUUCCACUAUUAAUGUCUCUUCGGCAUCAGGUGACAUUUCCUCUUCUUCUGUGUCGUCUUACACAACUUCAGUGUCUUCCUCAAGUGAGAAUGCCACCUCAGCUGCAAAAACACUAACGUCCUGCGGCAGUUCUGUUUCGCUUCCCGUGAGCUCCAUUAUAUCAGUUAUAACUUCAUCGUCUCCAUCCAUCCUUUCUGCUGGGAACUCCACCGAUGGCAUUGUUACAUCACAAACGACACCACUUGACAAUGUCCCAUUCCAAAAUGCUUCGUUUGCAUCAAAUGAAGGACCUGACUCUUCAACUGAUGGUUCUUCUAUCUCAAUUGACAAUGUUACAGCUACUCUCUCCACAGCUGCUGUUACUUCACGAAUAUCUACUGCCCUCUCCACGGUUGCAGUUACCUCACAAGCCUCCACUGCUGUCAGCAGCUCUGUUUCUUCUGCUCAAGUCUCUUCCAGUGGAGUCAUUUACAACGGUGGGGGUGUUUCUGAUGCGCAGUCGGACCAUAUUGAUAGAUCCAGCCGUUUUGGAGAAUCGCAUGGUGUUCACGGAGAUAAGUUAGAAGGGUGGAAGGACUUCAGUGACGUUUCCAAUCACGUCACUGGUCCCUUUGGCUAUGCCGAUGGCAUUACCGAACUCUCUGACGGUUCAGGUACUGCCGGCUAUGGGGGUACGUCUGGUUCUGCCGGUGGAAAUUCUGACAGUCAUUCAAAUGAUGGCUCUGAUCAGCCCUCUUCCGGUGCUACUUACAACUUCGAUCCAAACAGCGCCUCUUCCUCUUCAGUCGGCGCUCUUCUGGCUCUCACCUUUCUGGUGAUGCUUGUUUAG
Messenger RNA from Yarrowia lipolytica CLIB122, 3864 nucleotides. RefSeq lists its product as uncharacterized. Lineage: Eukaryota; Fungi; Ascomycota; Dipodascomycetes; Dipodascales. The record is from RefSeq and is a predicted model, not a curated record.